UCCGUGUUAAUAUUCUACAUGGACUGGUGCAUAUCUGUUACUAAUUCAUCUCCCUUCUAUUCUCUGCUCUUUCUUAUAAUUUAACGCAAGUAACAAUAUAAUAAAGUGUACAGUUUCAUGUGAUUACAAGCCGUUCAGCUUAAACAAUGUCUCAUUCUUUUAAACUCUGUUUUUAACAAUAACCAUUUCUUUACCUUUUUUUUUCUUUAAAGCCUAUCGUUAUGCUCGGCAUUCUCAAGGUUGCGUUGAAAACUUUAAGUCGAAUGUUCAUUGGAUAUGCUAAAUACGCUAUUUAAUACUUGAUUGGCACUGUAAUUUAUGGAUAUUUCUCUUUUUUCUCCUAUUUUUGUUUUUAUUUUUAUUUUUAUUAUAGACAUUCCUUUGACACACUAUGUUGACACAACAAAAUGAUGUAGAAGAUGUCAGUAUACUUCAGAAAAAAUACGAAAGCAUGUCCUUUGAUGAAAUGUCAAGACACUUAGCAGAAAGCAAUAAACAAAUAUUAGAAAUGUUCAGUGCAACUACUUCUACUACAUCCAUUUGUUCACAACAACAACAAGAAGAAGACCCAGAAAAGAAAUAUACAGCAUUAUUUGCACGAUCAGCAUCGAACGGUGACGUUGAAAAAGUCAAGUCCAUGUUGGCUGAUGCAUCCAUUCGACCUUUAAUUGAUGUCAAUGCACUCGACCAAGACGGAACACCGCCUUUGAUUUAUGCUGCAUGCUUUGGAAAGACUGAGAUUGCCAAAAUCUUAAUUGGAGCAGGUGCACAGAUAAAUGCUCAAGAUAGUUUUGGCUGGACAGCAUUGAUGUGGGCUACCAACAAUAACCAUGAAGCCUUAGUCAAGAUUUUAUUAGAACAAGGCGCUUCCUCACAAACAAGAUCAGCUAAAGGCAGAACUGUGUUUGAUUUUGUCAAUACAGACAACCAGAAAAUAAUUGAUAUUUUGGCCACAAAUCCUCGGGACAGUGUUUCGUCUACCUCUAGUUUGCUCUACAGGACAAACAGCAGUGUCUCGAGUGGAUCAAGCACAGGCGAUAAUGACUUUUAUUAUGAUCCAUUCAUGUCUGAAGAACCAGAACUAAAGAAAAAAUUGUUUGAAUCUACAAUGGCACUUACCUUAGAGACUAUCGAUGACAAUGAACCCUACACUGUAUUUCACUGGGACAAAUGUUCGCCUGAUCAGAUGUUUGUGUUUCGUUCAGACGAUUUAGACCAUAUUCUGGAUACAGUCAUUACUCAUAUUCAGCUACCAUUGACAAACCAACAAGAUAUUCAUGUUCCUGCCAAUGUCAUAUUUUUAACCGCCAGAUUUGCUCAUUAUUUCUCAAGUCCUGAAUUAUUAGAACAAGUGUUGGACAGUGCAUUGAGCCGCAUGAACAAAGCAGUGAAGACAAACACACACAACAUUCACUUACUAGCUUUCUGGAUGACAAAUUUAACCCAACUUUUGUUUUAUUUAAAAAAGGACACUGGCUUAAUUGUAGCCACAGCCAUGCAACAAUUAGCCAUUUCAGAACUGAUUUCAGAAACAUACACCAUGAUCAUUCAAGAUACAGAAAAACGACUGACUCAAUUAUUGCCUGCCAUGCUGUAUUAUGAAGCCAUUUCUGGUAUGAAUCAAGUGAAUUUUGCUGAUGAUUGGCAUCGUUUCUUUCGAAGGUCCAUGGUGAUUGAAGGUAAUACGGCCAUAUCGCCUCACUCGAUUACCAGUUUGCUGUCUUCCAUUUUGUUCGUGUUUGAUUCGUACCAUGUUCAUCCGAUCAUUGUGGUUCAAGUGUUGGCUCAAUGCUUGCAUUUCAUGUCUUGCGAAAUAUUCAAUUGUAUCUUGACUAAUAAGAAGCUACUGUGUCGUUCUAAAGCCAUGCAAAUCCGAAUGAAUUUCUCUCACUUGGAAGAUUGGAUGGCAAAGAAUCACCUGCCUACUCGUUUAUUGGCCUAUCUGAAGCCUAUUGUUCAACUACUUCAAUUGUUACAGUGUAUUACUCAUCUUAAGGACCUCAUGGAUUUUAUCAACACAACUAAGGCAUUUGAUACAUUAAAUGCAUCUCAAAUCAAACGCUGUGUUUUGUCUUACCGCUAUGAAGUCAAUGAAGAUCAUAUUCCUGAAGAAAUUGAGAAAUAUGCUAUGCAAUGCGCUGAAGAUAUUGCUCGGUAUCAACAAAAGUCAAGGCAGUCUAUCUCUUUAAAACGACAGAGUAUGGUAUUGAUAGUGAAUGAUGAUGAAGACACGGACACAAAGGAAACAAAGGACUCCAAGCUUAUGUUGCCGUUCUCUGUUCCUACUACUGCACAUAUGAACAAUACUUCUCAUGAAGAAAACAUACCCAUCAUCCCAGAAGAAUGGAUGGAAAAAUUAGAUAUACAGCAAGCCUCUCCAUCUGUGUAGCAUUAUUUUCUGUAUAUUUCUUUCAACCAGCAUGUGUACAAUAGAUUAUUCUUAUAUAAACCUUCUCAUCAUUCACUCCAGCCACUUAGUUGAGUUAUCCAUUCAGCGAAUUCAAACAUAUCCUUUGUGACAAAUUCAAUAAACAACUUGCAUAAAAAAA
Messenger RNA from Gilbertella persicaria, 2549 nucleotides. RefSeq lists its product as uncharacterized. The transcript is spliced from 4 exons. Lineage: Eukaryota; Fungi; Mucoromycota; Mucoromycetes; Mucorales; Choanephoraceae. Bases 392 to 2389 code for a protein of 665 amino acids. The record is from RefSeq and is a predicted model, not a curated record. Gene Ontology annotation, molecular function: GTPase binding.